Molecule: messenger RNA, 882 nt
Organism: Quercus lobata
Lineage: Eukaryota; Viridiplantae; Streptophyta; Magnoliopsida; Fagales; Fagaceae
Product: AT-hook motif nuclear-localized protein 20-like
Exons: 1
Coding region: 1-882 (293 amino acids)
Cellular component (GO): nucleus
Molecular function (GO): minor groove of adenine-thymine-rich DNA binding; DNA-binding transcription factor activity
Source: RefSeq, a predicted model, not a curated record
AUGGCAAACCGGUGGUGGACCGGGCAGGUAGGUCUACCGGGAUUGGAUACCUCGGUUAGCUCAUCCCCGAUGAAAAAACCAGAUCUGGGUAUAUCCAUGAAUGAUAAUAGUAUAACCGGAAACAGUGGAGGUGGAAACGAAGAAGAUGAUGAAAGAGAGAACAGCGACGAGCCUAGAGAAGGUGCGAUUGAAGUAGCUACUCGCAGGCCAAGAGGUCGUCCACCUGGCUCCAAAAACAAGCCAAAACCGCCUAUAUUUGUCACUCGAGAUAGCCCUAAUGCGCUUAGGAGCCAUGUCAUGGAAGUAUCAAAUGGUGCUGAUAUUGCUGAGAGUGUAGCUCAAUUCGCUAGAAGGCGACAGAGGGGUGUUUGCGUGCUUAGCGGCACCGGCACAGUGACCAACGUCACACUCCGCCAGCCAUCUGCCCCUGGUGCAGUCAUGGCGCUACAUGGCCGGUUUGAGAUUCUCUCAUUGAAUGGUUCAUUUCUCCCUGGACCGGCGCCACCUGGGGCGACAGGAUUGACCAUCUAUCUAGCCGGGGGGCAAGGACAAGUGGUGGGCGGCAGCGUGGUUGGUCCACUUAUGGCAUCUGGGCCUGUAAUGGUGAUGGCGGCUACGUUUUCCAAUGCUACAUAUGAAAGAUUGCCUUUGGAGGAUGAAGAGGAAGGCGGUGGCCCGGGCCACGGGCAAGUUGCAAGUAGUGGUGGUGGUGGUAGUGGAAGCUCACCGCCUGGAAUUGGCGGUGGUGGAGGGCAGCAACAAGGUGGGAUGGGGGAGUCCUCAUCUUUGCCUAUUUAUAAUUUGCCUCCCAAUUUGCUUCCAAAUGGUGGACAGUUGAACCAUGAAGCUUAUUCUUGGGCUCAUGGCCGGCCACAAUUUUAG